Limanda limanda (common dab) is the source of this 5769-nucleotide messenger RNA. Its product is annotated as A disintegrin and metalloproteinase with thrombospondin motifs 20-like. Gene Ontology annotation, biological process: proteolysis; extracellular matrix organization. The record is from RefSeq and is a predicted model, not a curated record. NCBI's taxonomy places the organism in Eukaryota, Metazoa, Chordata, Actinopteri, Pleuronectiformes, Pleuronectidae. The transcript is spliced from 39 exons. Gene Ontology annotation, molecular function: metalloendopeptidase activity; zinc ion binding. Gene Ontology annotation, cellular component: extracellular matrix. The coding region runs from base 1 to 5769 and encodes 1922 amino acids.
AUGCAGUUUGCAGUGUGGCUGCUCGGACUAACGUGUCAUCUGUCAGCACUGGUCCGCGACACUUUGCAGUACCGACUGCACCCGAAACAAGAAAGCUUCAUCAAGCGGCUGUCAUCGUACGAGAUCAUCACCCCGCUGCGGCUGAACGACUUCGGGGAGUCGUUCCCCCCCACGCUGCACUACCGCAGGAGGCGCAGGAGGAGCCUGGCUCCCGGGGACGAGCCGCCGGCCCCGAGGGUCCUCUACCGGGUGGACGCGUUCGGGGAGAGCUUCCAUCUCAACCUGACCGAGGACUCCGGCUUCAUCGCGCCCUCGUACGCGGUCACGCACCUGGGUCGAGACCCGGACUCCCACCUGGGUCAAGACCCGGACCCCCAGGACCCGGGGGACAUGCGCCACUGCUUCUUCAGCGGACACGUCAACUCCAGGAGCGAGCACCCCGCGGUGUUCAGCCUGUGCACUGGCCUCAUUGGAACUUUUACAACACAACAUGGUGAAUAUUUCUUGGAACCUCUUUUAAAUGCUGACGGGGAGAAAUAUGUCGAGGAGGACAACAAACCUCAUCUGGUCUAUCGACAUGAGAGGAAGAGGAACAUCUCGAAUACCGGCAACCACACAGAGCCCUGUGCUGCCUCAGGUAACAGACUACGACUGACUAACCAUCCUGCCUUCUCGUUUGAGAGCAGAGGGAAUAUGGGAGAGGAGCUGGACUCUCUCAGAGUGACAAUAGAAGAGCAGCACUUGAAUGAAAACAACUCCACCGGCGCACACCCCCGAUCCCCACGAAGACACAAGCGUUUCCUCUCCUACCCCCGCUACGUCGAGCUGAUGGUGACAGCAGAUGCCAAAAUGGUCCGUCAUCAUGGGCGCAACCUAGAGCACUACAUCCUAACAAUCAUGUCAGUAGUAGCAGCAGUGUACAGGGAUCCCAGCGUAGGAAACCUAAUCAACAUCAUGAUUGUCAAGCUCGUCCUCGUUCACAAUGAACAGGAAGGGCCAACAGUGAGCUUCAACGCUGCUACGACUCUCCACAACUUCUGCGUUUGGCAGCAGACCCAAAACGUCCAGGACGACAGCCAUCCCUCUCACCAUGACACAGCACUUCUCAUCACCAGGGAAGACAUCUGCCGUGCGAAAGACAAAUGUGACACCUUAGGGCUUGCGGAGCUGGGGACCAUGUGCGACCAGUACCGGAGCUGCUCCAUCAGUGAAGAAAAUGGAAUUAGUGCCUCCUUCACCAUCGCUCAUGAGCUUGGCCAUGUGUUCAACAUGCCCCACGAUGACAACCCAAAAUGUAAAGAGGCAGGCAUGAAGCACCAGUACCACGUCAUGGCUCCCACCCUCAACUACGACACCAAUCCCUGGUCAUGGUCGAAGUGCAGUCGCAAGUACAUUACAGAGUUUCUGGACACCGGCUACGGAGAGUGCCUCCUCGAUGAGCCAGUAGGCAGAACGUACGAGCUGCCCACCCUCCUCCCUGGUCAAAUAUACAAUGCCAACAGACAGUGUGAACUGAUGUUUGGACCCGGUUCUCAAAUUUGCCCCUACAUGAAACAGUGCAAGAGGCUGUGGUGUACGAGCGCAGAGGGGGACCACAAAGGAUGCCGCACGCAGCACAUGCCACUGGCUGAUGGGACCGACUGUGGAAAUGGAAUGUAUUGCAGACACGGAAUGUGUGUAAACAAGGAGUUGGACCUGCAACCUGUUCACGGGGAGUGGGGAACCUGGGGGCCCUACAGCGUUUGCUCCAGGUCCUGUGGCGGAGGAACCCGGAGCAACAUCAGAGACUGCAACAAGCCUGAGCCCAGAAAUGGCGGUAAGUUCUGCGUGGGUCGCAGGAUGAAGUUCCGCUCCUGCAACACCGAGCCGUGUCCACGAGGACAGAAAGACUUCCGGGAAGAGCAGUGCUCCACGUUUGACGGCAAGCACUUCAACAUCAACGGUCUACCUCCCACCGUCCGCUGGGUCCCCAAGUACAGUGGCAUACUGAUGAAGGAUCGCUGUAAGCUCUUCUGCCGGGUGGCUGGGACGAUGGCGUAUUAUCAGCUGAAGGACCGCGUCACCGACGGCACGCCGUGUGGGCCGGACACAUACGACAUCUGUGUUCAAGGCCUCUGCAGGCAAGCGGGCUGCGACCACGUCCUCAACUCCAAGGCCAGGAAUGACAAGUGUGGAGUGUGUGGCGGGGACAACUCAUCGUGUAAAACCCUGGCAGGGACCUUCAACGAUGCACAGUAUGGUUACAACACAGUGGUGCGGAUCCCGGCCGGAGCCACCAACAUCGACAUCAAGCAGGUCAGCUACUCUGGAAAGCCAGAAGACGACAACUACCUCGCAUUAGCCGAUAGCCAGUCCAACUCCCUCCUGAACGGGAACUUUGUGGUGGCCAUGUUCAAAAGGGAAAUCACCUUCAAGGGAAUUGUCAUAGAGUACAGUGGCUCGGACACAAAAGUGGAGCGCAUCAACUGCACCGAGCGCAUCGAGGAGGAGCUUAUUCUACAGGUCUUAUGUGUGGGAAACCUUUAUAACCCAGAUGUCCGUUACUCCUUCAACAUACCAAUCGAGGAGCACAGGGAGCAGUUUGUGUGGGACCCCUCGGGCUCCUGGCUUGAAUGCAACCGCAUCUGUCAGGGUGAACGGAGGAGAAAGUCAGUAUGUGUGCGUAAGAGCGAUCACCUUGAGGUAUCAGACCAACGCUGUGAGCAUUUACCUCGACCCGUUGCUGCUGCUGAGCCCUGCAACACUGACUGUGAAGUCAGUUGGCAUCUUGCUGGAAAGAGCGAGUGUUCUGCUAAAUGUGGUCCAGGCUACCGCAGCCUGGACGUCCAGUGCAUGAAGUACAGCCUGAUAAAGAGACAGAGUGAGAGGAUGGAGGCCAGCAUGUGUGGAGCUGCUGCAAAACCUCAGAGCCGAGAGACCUGCCAUGGGGACUGUCAGCUGAAGAACUGGCAGUACAGCGCCUGGUCACAGUGCUCCAAGACAUGUGGACGUGGGAGCCGGAGCAGAGAGUCUUACUGCAUGAACAACCUGGGCAGACGGCUGAUAGACCGCGAGUGCAAUGAAUACCAGAGGCUGGUAACUGAGACGUGCAGCGAGCAGCCGUGUCCGAAGUGGAGCGUCAGCGAGUGGAGCGAGUGCCUGGUGACCUGUGGGAAAGGGAUGAGACACCGGCAAGUGUCCUGCACCACAGGCGCCGGGGACGAGAAGCUGAGCGAGCACUUGUGUGACCCGUCCACCAAACCGCAAGCUGUGGGGAACUGCGAGCUGCCCGAGUGUGCGUCCUGGCAGGUCGGCGUCUGGGGAGCGUGUGCGGUGACCUGUGGCCAUGGCUACCAGAUGAGGGCGGUGAGGUGUGUGUCGGGGGACUACGGCAACACAGUGGAUGACAGAGAGUGCAACGCUGCGGCGAGGCCCAGAGACAGUCAGGACUGUGAGAUGCCAGGAUGUCCAUGGACCUCUUCGGCACAAAGCACACCUCGACCUGACAACACAGCUCAGCUCCUGACUCAGUGGAGAUACGGCUCCUGGACUGCGUGCUCCGUGACUUGUGGCAAGGGGAAGCGAGCGCGUUAUGUCAGCUGCAGAGAUGCCCAGGGAGGAGUGGCCGACGAAUCACACUGCGCCCACCUGCCACGCCCCCCAGAGACCUCCGCCUGCUUCAGCCCCUGUGGCCAAUGGCGUGCCGGGGAGUGGUCUCCUUGUUCAGUAACAUGUGGCGCGGGACAAACCACCAGACAGGUGGUCUGCUCUAACUACCACCAGCCAGUGGACCAGUCCUUCUGCGACCCGGAUGAGAAGCCCGCGACAGAACAGGAGUGUACCGCUGCGCCCUGCUCCUCCACCUUCCACCGCCAGCGCAUCAACAACCAGCCCUACGGAUACCCACAGGACCCAGGACGCCAUCCAGGGCACAGCAGCUGGAACGUGCCCUCCACAGACAACCAGUGGAGGACGGGACCCUGGGGCGCAUGUUCCAGUACGUGUGCAGGAGGCUUCCAGAGACGAGUGGUUGUCUGUCAGGACGCUGAUGGACGCAGCAACAGCUACUGUGACGAGAGAGUAAAACCUGCCGAGUCCAAGAGCUGUGACUCCGGGCCCUGCCCUCUGUGGAACUACGGUGUCUGGGGAGAGUGCACCCAGACCUGCGGUGGAGGAAGGAGGACUCGUCUGGUGGUGUGUCAAAGGCCCAAUGGUCAGCGGCUCAACAACUACAACUGUGACAUCCUGGACAAGCCCACUGACAUGGAGCAAUGCAACCUGCAGCCCUGCCCAGGCUCCGCCUCCUGGCACCGCCGACCAUGGAAGCCGUGUUCAGUGACUUGCGGUCGCGGGACCAAGAAGCGGGAGAUAACCUGCGUUCUCCAGAACCAAACCAAAACAGAGGAGGAGCACUGCAGCCAUCUGCCUCGCCCGCGAACCCAGAAGGCCUGUCGGGCACGGGGAUGCCCCAGUUGGAAAGCCAAUAAGUGGAGGGAGUGCUCUGUCACCUGUGGAGUCGGAGUUCAGAGGCGAGACAUUUACUGCCGGCUCAAGGGCACCGGCCGGGUCAGGGAGGAUCUCUGCGCCGCUCACGAGCGUCCUGCUGUUACCCAACCGUGCCAAACCACAGAAUGCACACAUUACUCUUGGGUCGCCGGUGGAUGGGAAGAAUGUAACGCAACCUGCGGAGAGGGUAUGCAGGGGAGGAAGGUGGGGUGCAUGGACCCAGGGAUGACACCCGUCCAGGACGAUUACUGUGAGCCGCCGUCCCGGCCUGCGUUACACCAGCAGUGCACAAGAGCUCCCUGCCACUACAUGUGGAUCACAGGGGAGUGGUCACAGUGCUCUGCCAGCUGUGGUCUUGGCUACCAGCAGCGUAUUGUCUCCUGCUCCGUGGUUCCCUCCUCCCAGGCUGCUCACCCGUACACUGCUGCCCAGUCGUCCGCUGCCAGCAGCACCUACUGCCCCGAGCCUCAUCCUCCUGGAAGCCGGCCGUGCCUCCUCAGAGACUGCCCGCACACGACCUACUGGAAAGUUGGCCCGUGGAGCAAGUGCUCGCAGACUUGUGGUGCAGGAGUGAUGGAGCGCAGGGUGGAGUGUGUGAACUCUAAAGGCCAUCCUUCCAAACACUGCCUUCCACCAGAGAGACCUGAGUCUCAAGCUGCAUGUCAAGACAGAGAGUGCCAGAUGUUGGCAUCCUGUCUGGAGGUCCAGAUGAGACAGGGUCUGAGGAUGGAUGGCGAGUACUAUCUCAAAGUCAGGUCCAGGAUCCUACAGAUUUACUGUGCUGAGAUGCAGACUGAUUUCCCCAAAGAGUACGUGACCUUGCGAAGCGGUCAGACGGACAACUUCUCGGAGGUUUACGGUCACAGGUUGCUGAACCCUUUCCAAUGCCCCUACAACGGCAGCCGGAGACAGGACUGCGACUGCAGGAACGACUACUCAGCAGCGGGAUACACUCUUUUCCACAAAGUUCGUCUGGACCUGAGCUCCCUGAGGAUAAUGAUCACGGACCUCCAGUUUUCCCAGACUCUUCUCGGCCGACCUGUGCCCUUUGCUACAGCAGGAGAUUGUUACAGUGCAGCCAAGUGUCCACAGGGUCAGUUCAGCAUCAAUCUGAUCGGCACCGGCCUCAAAGUAUCUGAGGCCACCAAGUGGACAUCUCAGGGCAACUACGUGUCCGUCAAAGUCCACAGAUCCGAGGACGGGACAAGAAUCUACGGCCGCUGUGGUGGAUUCUGUGGGAAGUGCAUUCCCCAGGCUCACAAUGGCCUACUCCUUGAAGUCUAA